AUCUGGUCACUGCCAUUGUUGUCGCAGUUCUUUUUUUCUUGCAAUGAUUGCGACGUAUUUCGUUCCGGCGGCUUGUUGUAAGUCAUGGUUGCUAGCUCGGUAAUUGUAGUCAUUCCCGAAAACUAGCUCUGUCCCACAAUGCGCGUCAUCUCUGCCCCUCAAUAUGUCGGUUACUCGGCACCGCCACCGCUGCUGCUCCCUGCAUAGAGGGAUAUCAGAUAGGAGAUGGUUUGCGUGAAUCGCCGAUGUGGUUGGGAAGCGAUACAUGAAGCAAUAUCAGAGGAUUUCAGCAAUAACAAGAAACGCAACGAAUGAGACUGGAACAUGAGCCAGGGGGAAGGGCCUGUUCUGGAGGAGAGCUGCCUGUUGGGAGAAAGGCUUUGACACUGCCCAGACCAGGCUGAAUCAGGACAGAGGUAUCACCACACCAGCAGAGGGGCAUACCUCCAUUUUGCAAAGAUGGCGCAAUCCUCUGUUAAGAUGGCUUGCAUAGCCAACUGCAUCAGCGUGUAGCAUGUAGCAAUGCAGGUGGCGCAGUGGUGACUGUACGAGUACACUAUUGGAGUAAAUCCCAUCCGCCGAUAAUAGAGCCUCUCUGUCUUGCUCUCAUAUCUUGAGAUGUGUUUUGUCAGAUUGUUGAACUGACUUCCCCUAAUCUUUUCCUGUCCACACUCCCCCUCUUCCACUCCUGCCUCCCUCUCCUACUUCCCACGGUUCAUUUCUUUUAUUUUGGACUCCCACCUCCUUUCCCUGUUAGGAAAGCUACCGCUUGGAGUUUUCACCUCCCGUCUCCCAACUAUCUUUUCCCUGAGCACAUCUUCUCCUCCUUCUUUCCUUGUGGACCUCCUUGAUUGUCUGGUUCCGUCUGCGCUGCCGUUAGCCGGAUACUAUCUCUACACUCCCCGCGCAAAUCUUGCUGUUCCUCACUGAGCCGAGCCUUAGUCAUUGUGUCCCACGUACGCCCUCACGCCUUAGACCGCCCCUCUUCUGCGCCAUGGCGUGUUUUGGCCGGCCGCUGGACUCCCCCUGCACCCUGGCCCUGCUGGUGGGGUUCCAGUUCGCCUUCGUGGUUUACUUUUCCCUCGGAGGGUUCCGGGGCCUGGUCUCGGUGCUGGUUCACUCCGCCGACUCCGAGUUUGACUAUGCGCACCCCCACGACGUCUACACCAACCUCAGCCACCUGGGGGCGCUGCUGACCUCCCACACUGGAGCCCCCGGGAAGGGUGAGCAGCUGAGGGACUGCCACUCCCCUUCUCCUCUUCUAGUUGGCCCGGUGUCUGUGCGCCUGUCCUCUCCCCUCACCCUGGAAGAGAUUCGGGAAAAGAACCCCCUGGUGACCCUAGGGGGCCGGUACCGCCCCCCUGACUGUGAGCCCCGCCACCAUACCGCCAUUGUGGUGCCUUACCGCAAUAGGCAGGCACAUCUGCGCUCUCUGCUGUACCACCUCCACCCCUUCCUGCAGAGGCAACAGCUGCAUUACAGCAUCUACAUCGUACACCAGAUGGGAAACUCAACCUUUAACCGCGCAAAGCUGCUGAACGUGGGAGUGAGGGAGGCGCUACGGGACGAAGACUGGAGCUGCCUGUUUCUCCACGAUGUGGACCUCCUCCCGGAGAACGACCACAACAGCUACACCUGCCACCCUAAGUAUCCCACACACCUGUCUGUGGCCAUGGACAAGUUUCAUUACAGGUUGCCGUACUCCCAGUAUUUUGGAGGGGUGUCAGCAGUGACCCCUGAUCAGUAUCUCAGGAUGAACGGCUUCCCAAAUCAAUACUGGGGCUGGGGCGGGGAGGACGAUGACAUCGCGGCCAGGGUGCGUCUGUCUGGGAUGAAGAUCGUUCGUCCCUCAGUGUCUGUGGGCCACUACAAAAUGAUCAAGCACAAGGGCGACAGGGGCAACGAGCAGAAUCCACGCAGGUUUGACCUGCUGAAGCGGACCAGAAUAAACUGGCGCUCCGAUGGUCUCAACUCCCUCACCUACGAACUGCUGUCCAAGCAGCUGGAGCCUCUGUACACCAACCUGUCUGUCAACAUUGGGGAGGACCCUCAGCAUCCACUGAAGAAGGUUCCGCCACCGAGAAAAAUAACGCCUCCUCCAACCAAACUGACAAAAAAGGCUGUGCCCACAACCAGCGCUCCAAAAACGGAUCGUGUCCAUGAGGGAUGGGCCAAUAAGACCUCUAGGCAAAGGGGAGUGGUAAAAUAGAGGCUGGAGCUGAGAAUAUGAAGAUGGUGUUAUGCUGUGAAAUCUCCAGCUCGGUCUCCUGACUAUAACUUUGCAGUUAUCUUGUGUGUUUAACUCAUGAAGACUUGGUCUUUGCAAAAAGGUAUUGAACAAAAAAAAGUUUUAUUUAUUUAUUUUUUUUCUUUAUUUUUGUCAAGCCUCUUUUUUCACCUAUUUGUACACAUGAAAGGAAGGAUGUUGGAAUGAACUACUCCAAGUGGUAGUUACAACACCAACCAAAUAGCCGCAAGGUGACUUCCUCCCAGGGAAAUGGGUGGAAAUGAACAAGUCAACGUUGAAACAGUUCAAAUGGCUGUUGUGGUGCUGGAAUGUGAGGUGAAGAGUACUUGGUUUACUGUUUUUAUCUUGUUUUUGUUUUUUUUUGUCCGGUGGUUCUUGUAUUUGACCUUUACCCUGCAGAGAGCGAUUCAUUGUUAUCCAGAGAUCUUUGCACCAUAUGGGAACAGACACUCUUUCACCGGUACAAGUCUUCUGUUUUCCAACAAAGCUGCUGCCAAAUUCUGCUGUUUACCUCCAAAAUGUGGGUUUGUGUUUCUGUGCCUUUUCUCUUGUAGAUGUACAAUUUAUAUUUGUGUGCAUCAGUUUGUUAGUUCUUUAUAAAUUAUUUCUCAGAUAUGUACUGAUAUUGAUAUAUUUUUUUUGCUGUUUUCUUGCAAAAUAUUCCCGAAGCAUACAAUGUUUGGUGUUUCAGUGGAUUGUGAUUUUAUUUUAGGUAGAGACAAUCAGAAUAUUUCAAGAAUUAGAUGAUAAAGCAAGCAAAGUGAUUUUAAAAAUGUAGAACUAAUAAAUAUCCUUGUACAAAUCAAGUUUUAGAAUACAUGAUUAUUGUAAUGCUGGAAUGCAUUAAUUUCAUAUAGGUUUUCUGAUUAGUUGUGUGCAUAACUGAAGAAAUUUAGUGGUUGCUUUUAAUAUAAUGAUUUGAGAGCAUUUUGUUUAUGAUAUGCUAUACAUGCCCAGUUUUCUGAGUUAUUCUCACCAGUAACAGAACCCUGAUCCCUUGCUAUUGAAUGGAUUCCUUUAUAAAUCAACCUUAUUGAAGUUCCACAUUAUCAGAGACCAAAUUAUGUUUAUGAUAAAAAUGAAGAAAGGGAGCCACAAUCUUAUCAACUUUGCAUUGUUGAGGGGCAUAUGACCACAAUGCUGUACUGUGAUGUUAAAUGAAUCUGUGAAGGCUCUAAUAACUGGACAAGUUUGAACGUGACAGUUUUAUUUUUAGUCAUUAUCUGUUUGAAGUACUGUACUUUUUAUGCAUAUCCAUUUUAGAAAUAUUACUUUUUUUGCUUUGAGUUGCACAAGGCUUGCUGUUGUGGUUUCCAAUACAACUGUAUAAUGUAUCUGAUGAAAUUAUGGUUGUUUUAAGGAUGUUUUUUGUAAAGACAAGUCAUUUCAACAAAAAAAAACUGCUCAAUCUUUAUGUGCCUCUUAUGUAACAGGAUUGUUGUAGAGUGACGUUUAACUCUAAAAUGGGUUGAGCUAUCAUGGGGUGUCAAUGAAAUUUGCUAUUUCUUGGGAGUUUUUACUACAGACAGCAAAUGCGUUACGAUUGGUACUUUUUUUUGGUACUUUUGAGUUAGUGGCCCAUGGCACAUGGAAGCUCCACCCAUUUUGGGUUUAAUUAAAUAACUCUGCUAUCACCAGUGUUCAGUUCAAGAUGAGCAUUGCCCAGUUUAGAUUUUAAACUUUAUUGUACAAAAUGGGUUCUGUCUUACUAUUCUUGUUGGAAAUAUGUGUGUUUACUUUGCUUUUAUCUUUUAAAUGCCUUCUUAUUUACUGUGUAAACACUAGACAGUGUUGAGAUAAUCAUAUGAAAUCUACUAAGUAUGCGAUGAGUUGUGGUAUCAUUUUUGUUUUUUGAUGCUGUGUUUGAUUUUAGAUUUUGUGGCUUUGGUUUGAGGUAGGGUGUAAGUUCUAUAGAAUAACAAAUUAAGCUAAGAAAAUAAUGCUGACCAUGUGGAUUGUUUUAAUAAAUUCAAGACAGAAAUUUGGCCUUAACCUCUCAAUGAUCGUUUUAGUCAUCAACAACCUCCUUGAUGAUUCCUCAUGUAUUAUUGCUGCAUAUGUAAAUAUUGUCAGGCCAAAUUAAAAAUUAUUUUAAAUGAU
Molecule: messenger RNA, 4348 nt
Organism: Anguilla anguilla (European eel)
Lineage: Eukaryota; Metazoa; Chordata; Actinopteri; Anguilliformes; Anguillidae
Gene: b4galt3
Product: UDP-Gal:betaGlcNAc beta 1,4- galactosyltransferase, polypeptide 3
Exons: 8
Coding region: 995-2209 (404 amino acids)
Biological process (GO): carbohydrate metabolic process; galactosylceramide biosynthetic process
Molecular function (GO): glycosyltransferase activity
Source: RefSeq, a predicted model, not a curated record